AUUUCAUGUUUGAACUUAGAAGUCUUCGAUGCCAAACCUGGCUGUUAUUUUUUUUUUACCCUUGUACAAAGGAUUUGACUUAAGUUUUUUUUUUACAGGUCACAUCUACUUGCAAAAGAUUUGUGCAGUGAUGUAAAGUGAAUAACGUUAUCCACAUCUCUCAGAUCUGAGCGGUUUCCUUUCUGUCAAGUUUGGAAUCUUCUGUACACCAUGUCUUUGUUUACAUACUCUGAGGCGGCACAAAUCAGUCUUCGCACGGCGUUUUCGCUGAUCGUGGCAGUCAACCUCGUUGGCAAUUCAUCGGUCUGCUUGGUGGUCUGGCGAAACAGACGGAUGAGAACUGCCAUGAACUUCUUGCUUAUCAACCUUGCCUGUGCUGACAUGAUGGUGGCCGUCUUUUUAGCACCACAAUAUAUAUUCCUCCAUACGUUUAACCAUCCGAAUGGCCUCACUGGAGAGUACUUAUGCAAACUAUGCACUGGUGGGAACCUUAUGUGGACAGGGGGAGUGGUGUCGGUUGUAUCGUUAAUUGGAGUUGCGUUUGAAAGGUACUUUGCGGUGCUGUAUCCCCAUGACGAGAACCGUCGUAUUUCGAAAAAAAAACUCAAAUUAAUCAUCCCAGCUUGUUGGUUAUUUUCCAUCUGCUGGAAUCUUCCCUUGUUUCUGCUCGUUAAAUACGACGCGAGUUUAGAUUUCUGCUACGAGGACUGGCCCCCUGGUUGGUACAUGAAUGCUUACAGCUUGGGAUGGCUCAUCAUGAUUGGUAUUGUGCCGGUUACCAUCAUGUCCGUUCUGUACAGCCGAGUUGUUUAUCAGCUUUGGGUGAGAAAAUCACAGCCUGUGGACCUCCCUCAGCUUGCAGUGGUCAGAUCACGCAAGCGUGUCACGAAAAUGGUGUUAUCCGUGACAGUUGUGUGCGCUGUAUGCUGGCUUCCAAACCUCAUUGCCUACGUUCUUGAUUUCUACGGUUUGAAUUCUCACGGUGAUGUAGUACACACGACGACAGUGGUUCUGGUUUCGUUAAACUCGGCUGCCAAUCCAAUUAUCUACUGUUUUCAGAGCAAAGAUUUCAGAAGGCAUAUUAAGGCCCUGUGGCUUUCUCCUCGCUCGAUGCGAUCAGGUGCAACAGUAGGAACUCCAAAAGACACUGCUGCUCUACCUGUAAAUAGGUCGCGAGCGACGCAAUCAUUUGUAAAUUGACUUUACUUACAAAAUCGUAAUAAGUUUGCCAGCAACUUAUCAUUCCAGGUUUUGAAGUCCGGGUUAAUUUCACAUUCAUAUUCUGACUUUAUACCUGAUCAGUUCGUUCCAUAAAGCACAUUCUUGGAAGUUCUACAUGACCUGGCUAAGGGUGCUCAUUACUAGUCGUGCCAAGCCAACAAGCCCGUUUAAGGCUUA
This is a messenger RNA of Pocillopora damicornis (cauliflower coral), 1398 nucleotides long. Its product is annotated as QRFP-like peptide receptor. Gene Ontology annotation, molecular function: G protein-coupled receptor activity. Gene Ontology annotation, cellular component: membrane. The record is from RefSeq and is a predicted model, not a curated record. Gene Ontology annotation, biological process: G protein-coupled receptor signaling pathway. NCBI's taxonomy places the organism in Eukaryota, Metazoa, Cnidaria, Anthozoa, Scleractinia, Pocilloporidae.